AUUUUGUACGGUUUAUGAAGACUUGCACUGUACCUUGAAGUACUUGAGUACUUCUGCCUCAGGUUCAACUUUUCAAGCUCUGAUGUUGCUAGGCAAUUGAACUUGUUUCAUUGGUGUUCCAAACACCACUAACGCGAAGAGCCCUGUAAUCGGACAUUCGGGCCCAGUUCCUCGGAGAGCCGACCCCGAGAAUGCUGUCAUUGAUUGGUGAACUUUUUCAAAAGGCAAUUCCACUAAUUCAUAUAGUUAUACCUGUUCUAUUAGUUAUUAGUACCUUUGUCUGUUAAACGACUUUAAGAUACCUAUAUUCCCUGACUCUUUCAUUUUCGAGCCGUCCUCAAGCUAUAAGCUUACGCAGUAUGGCAACACGCCAUUCAAUUGCGCACCUUGCGCGCAGAGCAGCUGGUACUGCAAUUGCAACUGCUAACUCAACGGCGCUAUGCCUCCAGCCAUUGAAGAAGAGUGCACUCCAGACGAGGUCAUUCGCAACGCCGGCGCCACCUGUCACACAAAAUGCGGUAGGAUCUAAAGGCCCAACGGCCAUGGUUUUUCUGAAUAUGGGUGGCCCAUCCACGGUAGAUGAAGUCGGCGACUUUCUCAGCCGCUUAUUCGCAGACGCCGAUCUGAUACCUUUGGGGCGACUGCAAAACUACAUCGGGCCCCUCAUCUCGAGCCGAAGAACCCCAAAGAUUCAGAAGCAAUACGCGGAGAUUGGAGGUGGUUCUCCGAUUCGAAAAUGGUCGGAAUAUCAAAACGAAGAAAUGUGCAAGAUUCUCGACCGGAUAUCGCCCGAGACCGCUCCCCACAAACCCUACGUCGCAUUUCGCUACGCGAACCCUCUUACGGAAGAGAUGUACAACAAGUUGCUAGCAGACGGUUUCGGGAAUGGCAAGGGAGGGAGAGCUGUAGCUUUCACACAAUAUCCCCAAUACUCUUGUUCCACAACAGGCAGUAGUCUUAAUGAACUAUGGAAGUGGCGACAACGAUUGGAAGGGAAAGCUGGACCUGGUACCAUCCAAUGGAGUGUCAUUGACAGAUGGCCGGUACAUCCAGGAUUAGUAGAAGCAUUCGCUAGCAAUAUCGAGAAGACGCUGGCGGAAUACCCAGAAGACCGAAGAAGCCGAGUCGUCUUAUUAUUCUCGGCUCACAGCUUGCCGAUGACGGUAGUAAAUCGAGGAGACCCUUAUCCCGCCGAGGUUGCCGCAACAGUAUACGCCGUUAUGCAGCGACUCAAGUUCUCCAACCCAUACAGAUUAUGUUGGCAGUCACAAGUCGGUCCUCAACCAUGGCUGGGACCUCAGACCCAGACUUCAGUUGAAGAGUACAUCGCAAAGGGACAGAAAGACCUCGUUCUUAUCCCGAUCGCGUUUACCUCGGAUCAUAUCGAAACGCUCUUCGAGCUCGAUAAAGAGGUGAUAGGGGAGUCUGGCCACGCGGAUACGGUUAAGCGGGUAGAAAGCUUAAACGGAAAUCCCAUAUUUAUCGAUGCCCUCGCAAAUCUUGCCAAGAGUCACUUGGAUAGCGGCGUUGCAUGCUCGCACCAGAUGGGGCUCAGGUGUCCUGGUUGCAAGAGCGAACGAUGCGCCGAGUCGAAGAAGUUCUUCGCCUCGCCGGAAAAUGCAUUUGCGGUGUAGGAUGAUGCGCAAGUGUUUUUUCGAGCAUUACUUACCUCUAUUUUUUGUAUCGUCCAUGUCGAUACUUUAUGCAACUCAUCUUUGGGCAUUGGAAAAGAGGUAGCUUAAAAAAUAUUUGAUUUGAGCCAGCCAAUCUAUUUAUUCGGGGUUACAAUAGAUGAAGAUAAUGGCGCACCUCACUCCAUGAUUCUAUGAUGUUGAUGUAUUUGAGCGGAAAAGCAGCUAUGGAAUUGUAUUGGAUAAAACAAUUAAUUGAUAUUUACUCUAUCAACCGAACGCCUUGCUAUUCACGCGUUCACGUAUAAAUAAACAUAAGGGAUACUUAAAU
Messenger RNA from Daldinia caldariorum, 1962 nucleotides. RefSeq names its product ferrochelatase-domain-containing protein. The coding region runs from base 360 to 1634 and encodes 424 amino acids. Gene Ontology annotation, molecular function: protoporphyrin ferrochelatase activity. The transcript has 3 exons. The record is from RefSeq and is a predicted model, not a curated record. NCBI's taxonomy places the organism in Eukaryota, Fungi, Ascomycota, Sordariomycetes, Xylariales, Hypoxylaceae. Gene Ontology annotation, biological process: heme biosynthetic process.